This is a messenger RNA of Adineta ricciae, 1869 nucleotides long. The record is from the annotation of a GenBank genome assembly. Lineage: Eukaryota; Metazoa; Rotifera; Eurotatoria; Adinetida; Adinetidae.
AUGGCUCGCAAUGAAGAUCGACGAAAUUCUCCUUUUAAUUCAUUUCUUAUCGAUGAUCCAACACCUUCGAACCAUCGAAUUACAAUAGCGAAUGAAGAAGCGUCAACAAUAUGUGUUUCAUGCCAUCAAGAUCUUCGAUCACGUACAUCGAAGAUCUUAGCAUGUCUGCAUUCUGUUUGUAUUCAAUGUUUAGAGAAAUUGAAAGAUGAGUCAUCUGGUGGUACAAUGUAUACAUGUCCAGCAUGUAAUCACAAAAGUCGAGGAGAUACGAUCUGUGAUAACUUGUUUGCUGCGGAUGAAAAUGCUGCAAAUGGAUUGUUUUCACAUUGCAGCAAUUGUGAGGAAGGAAAUGUUGCCGACUGGUAUUGCGAUAAUUGUGUCGACUGGUUAUGCACUCAAUGUAAAAAUGCUCAUGCUCGAGUUCGUCUAACCAAAGAUCAUACGGUCACGCAGAAGAGUACUGAAGAAGCAAAACAAAUUCGAAAAAUGAUGUCCAACGAAAGGUUACUAUGUCAGAUUCACAAAGAAGAGUUAGCUCGAAAUUUUUGUCAGGAUUGUCAAACAUUGACAUGCGAUGAAUGUCAAAUUACUCAACAUAAGAAUCAUCGCUACUCAUUCAUUGACGAAGCGGUACAAAACCAAAAAAGCAACCUGCAAUCCUUAGUCAAUAAAGUCCGUGAUGUUCGACUUAUGCUAAACAAAAUUCAAGCAACUCGAAGUCAACAAAGGUCGGAGAUUGAUCAAACUGAACAACGAGUCAUUGAUGAUAUUAAAUUGUUCGGUUUAAACAUGAUCACGGAAGUAAGCAAAGCAUGCAAACAAUUAAUUAAUGAUACAACAGCUGUAUGCAAUCAAGCACGAACGCAGUUCGUAGAAAAAAAUACACGAUUCGAACAAUAUUUACAAAACAUGGACCAUUCGCUUGAUUUCGUCAAUGACGCUCUUACGACUGGGUCUAAAACGGCAUUCUUGACUUGCAAUCGCGUUAUGUCGAAACGAUUGGAUCAUUUAUUACAUCAAAAUGCGAUCUGGUCGAAAGCAGUCAAUCCGUUUCAAUUAACCUUUACACCGUAUGAUCCUAGAAAUAUUCGCUCGACAAUUACUAGUCUUGGUGUACUAGUACAAAACGGCAAGAAGAGGGGCAAUAAUGGUCGACCAGGAUGUUCUGAAGAACAAAUGAACGGAAUCGAACAAAAAAAACCGAAUAAAUACUCAACUCAAGUAUCAACAAAUGAGAAAGCUGAUAACGAUAUGCAGCCCGCCAUAUUACUUGAUACAAGUGAUGAUUAUUGUGCCGUAUGUCGCUGUGGUGGUGAACUUGUCUGUUGCGAUGCAUGUCCACGUGUUUAUCAUGUGGACUGUCAUGUUCCAUCAUUGAAUGAAGUAUCGAUGAAUGAUAAAUGGAAGUGUAGUCUCUGCUCCGAAGCGAAUAACAAUUCGAAUACCGCGGCAAAACGAAAGCAUGACGAAACAAAUGAGAAAUUAUCAGCUGCAGAACAACACAUUUGCGAAAAAUUAGUUCUACAAAUGUACACACAUCCAUCAAGUGGACCUUUUCAUAAUCCAGUACCAGCCGAUUGUAUUGGUUAUCACAAAGUCAUUGCACGACCAAUCGAUUUGCGUACAAUUAAAGAAAAGAUAAAUUCAUAUGCGAGCAUGAAUGAUUUCUUGGCUGAUGUAUAUUUAAUGUUUCAAAACUGUGCUACAUUCAAUCGACCGGAAUCUGAAAUUGGUAAAUCAGGUCGUGCGCUGAAUAAAUCAUUCGAAGAAUGGUUAGAAAAGUAUGGUCUGCAAAGUCAAAUACCAAUGCCGGAUCGAACAAACAAACGCAAGAAAACAUCCAUACAAAUGCUUGAUCAUGUAUCAUAG